Diaporthe batatas is the source of this 1349-nucleotide messenger RNA. RefSeq lists its product as uncharacterized. The record is from RefSeq and is a predicted model, not a curated record. The transcript is spliced from 4 exons. Gene Ontology annotation, biological process: pyrimidine nucleobase metabolic process; nucleotide catabolic process. NCBI's taxonomy places the organism in Eukaryota, Fungi, Ascomycota, Sordariomycetes, Diaporthales, Diaporthaceae. Gene Ontology annotation, molecular function: nucleotidase activity. The coding region runs from base 297 to 1241 and encodes 314 amino acids.
GACUGACUGCCCAUUGCUGCUUUCAGAUGUCAACAAAAUCGCCCCUUUGAAGGCUACUUUAUUCACAUCUGUCUUACUGUCUGCGUCACAAAUCUCACUAGACUUGGAAGAUUUCCUCUUGAUUUCUUUCAUUAUUGGGUGACUAGAGCCCGAUGCCUUCAAGGGUCUGGGGCUGAGCCUGGGUUGGCAGUGACAGACUGGCAACAGCCGGCCUGACUCAAUUCUAGAAUUCCCUCUAGUCUGGCUCUCAACAAUCACCCUCGUCUUUGUAGACAUCAUAUAAGAACGGCUGGGACAUGAGAUUCCAUCUCACGAGUCCGACUCUCACUAAGAGACAUUUUUCAACUACACCCAACUUACGCCACAACAGCAACUUCAAUCUCAAAUUAACACACCCCCUUCCGCUUCUCAAUACGCCCGUUUGCGCGAAUAGACAGUUGGCCGCUGCACAUACAUCUAGCAACACUCAACACAUUAUCAGACGCUUCCAAGCAUCCAUCUCCAGGCUGACAACAAGCACAAUGGCAUCAAAGGACCAAGAACCUGUGGUAAAUGGCGCCACAGCACCAAAGCAGGUCUUCUUCUUUGACAUAGACAACUGCUUAUACCCAAAGAGCGCAAAAGUCCAUGACCUUAUGGCAGAUCUUAUAGACACCUACUUCCAGAAGCACCUCAACCUGCCCAGGGAAGAGGCAGUGAGACUACACCAAGAGUACUACACCAACUAUGGACUUGCAAUUGAGGGUCUCGUACGCCAUCACGAGAUCGAUCCUCUCGAAUACAACGCCAAAGUUGACGACGCGCUCCCCCUGGACGGCGUCAUCAAGCCGCGGCCGGAGCUCAAGAAGCUGCUCGAGGACAUCGACAGGAGCAAAGUCAAGCUGUGGCUCUUCACCAACGCCUAUAUCAACCAUGCCCAAAGGGUCAUCCGCCUUCUAGGGAUUGAGGGCAUGUUCGAAGGCGUGACGUACUGCGACUACUCCAAAGUCCCGUUUACAUGCAAGCCGCACAAGGAUGCGUAUGUGAAGGCCAUGAAGGAUGCCGGAGUUGAGAAGUGGGAAGACUGCUUCUUCGUUGAUGACAAUUACGGUAAUUGCGUCAAGGCCCAGGAAUAUGGAUGGAACACAGCACACCUUGUCGAAGACGACGUUCCGGUCCCCAAGACGCAAGCAUCAAAGUACCAGAUCCGGCACCUAGAGGAGCUGAGAACCGUUUUCCCGCAAUUUUUCAAGAAGGCUUAGAUAGAUAUAGCAAGCCUGUAGAUACACAUAGAGAUACCCGAAUUAGAUCUUACUGGGACCAAGAACGAAUUGUAUGGUUGCCUAAUUGUUGACUGGGAGACUGAUAAA